Gallus gallus (chicken) is the source of this 1920-nucleotide messenger RNA. RefSeq names its product INSM transcriptional repressor 2 (gene INSM2). The record is from RefSeq and is a predicted model, not a curated record. The annotation marks the transcript as partial. NCBI's taxonomy places the organism in Eukaryota, Metazoa, Chordata, Aves, Galliformes, Phasianidae. Gene Ontology annotation, molecular function: DNA-binding transcription repressor activity, RNA polymerase II-specific; RNA polymerase II cis-regulatory region sequence-specific DNA binding. Gene Ontology annotation, biological process: neuron differentiation; negative regulation of transcription by RNA polymerase II; regulation of cell cycle process. The transcript has a single exon. Gene Ontology annotation, cellular component: transcription repressor complex; nucleus.
CCCGCGCCCGCCGCCGCGACGUGGGGCGCGGGCGGCGGGGGCGCCGGGCUCGGUCAUCCGGAGGGGCCGUGCGGCGGCUGGGGCCCGUGCGGCGCGGCGGGGCCGCGGGCGGCGUUCUUCGAGCGGUGCCUGAGCUCCCCCGCCUCCGCCGAGUCCUUCCCGCUGGCCGCCGCCUUCCCGCCGGCCGAGAAGCUGCCGCCGCCGCCCCGCACGCCGCCGCCCGCGCCCCCGCCGCCGCCCGUCCCCGCGCUGAAGCGGCCGUCGCGGGCCAAGGCGCCCGCCAAGAAGGCGAAGGCCGCGCGGAAGCUGAGCUUCGCCGACGAGGUGACCACCUCGCCCGUGCUGGGGCUGCGCAUCAAGGAGGAGGGCCCCGAGGGGCGGCCGGGCGCGGAGCCGCCGGGGGGCCGCACGCCGCUGGGCGAGUUCAUCUGCCAGCUGUGCAAGGAGCGCUACGCCGACCCGCUGGCGCUGGCCCAGCACCGCUGCUCCCGCAUCGUGCGCGUCGAGUACCGCUGCCCCGAGUGCCACAAGAUCUUCAGCUGCCCCGCCAACCUGGCCUCGCACCGCCGCUGGCACAAGCCGCGGCCCGGCCCCAGCGCCGAGGGCCCCGCCGCCGCCGCCGCCGCCGCCCCGCCGGGCAAGGAGAACGGCCCCGAGCGGCGGCCCCGCGCCGCCCCGCAGCCCCCUCCGCCCGCGCCGCCCCGUCAGCACCUCGGCGGCGCGGACAGCGGCGGCGCGGCGCCCGGCGCGGAGGCGUUCUCGUGCCCGUGCUGCCAGAAGCGGUUCCGGCGGCAGGCCUACCUCCGCAAGCACCUGGGCACGCACGGCGCCCCGCGGCCCGCCCCCCUCGGGCCGCCCGAGCGCGGGCAGCUCUCCUUCGGCUGCCACCUGUGCGGCGCCCGCUUCCCCUCGGCGGACAUCAGGGACAAGCACCGGCUGUGGCACGCCGUGCGGGACGAGCUGCUGCUGCCGCCGCCGCCCGGGCGGCCCGAGGGCGGCGGGGCGGCGGGCGGCGAGCGGCAGGGCUUCCCCUGCAAGCAGUGCCCCGCCACCUUCUUCAGCGCGCCCGGGCUGGCGCGGCACGCCAGCAAGUGCCACCCGGCGGAAGGCAGGCAGGUCCUGCUGCUCCAGGUGCCCGUCCGCCCGGGCUGCUAGCCCGCUGGGUGCCCCGAGCCCGGGCCGGGCCCGGCCGCGCUGUAAUUCCUAUGGAACGUCGCGGUCCGUGUCCGCGCGGCCGCGAGGCGGAGGGGUCGCGGCCCCGGCGGGGCGGCCCCGGGCUGCCUUCGGCCCGGGCGGGAGCGCGGCUGUACAGACGGUACUUAAAGAGAAGAGUUAUUUUUGUUUUCGUGAGAAAGGAGCCCGACCUAGUGACCCUGUUUCGAUAGCCUUAGCCCCCGAGCUUCACCACUGAAGUUAUCGUGAAGUGUUUCGUUCGCUGUGUUAUGUACCAAAUAGUCAGGAAGGUGAAUGUUCCCGUUCGGUCGGUGUCCGGUCACAUAAUAGCUAGCAAAUCGUAUGGGAACUUAUUCGUGCUGUCCGCUUGCUAAGACGCGAGGUGUUGCUCUCCGUGCUAAGUACGCGUCUCCCGCUCCUUCCGCGCGUCCGCCCUCCGGCACACCGCGCUCGGCUCCGGGGCCGCCACGGGUCCCGCUGUCCCGCCGCCCGGUGUCCCGCAGCCGGGCCGGGCCGGGCCGCUGUUGCCGUGGUGCGGCGCGCCCCGUGCUUCGGCGGCGCCCUGCCCAGCGCUCCGACGCGCCGCGGCCCUCCCGCCCGCUGCCGGCGUCCCGGGCUGUAUUUCUUCGUUCGGUUGGUUAUUUAUUUAUUUAUUUAUAUUUCACGCCGUGCUGCUUGUUUCCAAAUGUGAUCGCGGAUGAGGCCAAAAGUAAGGACGAGCAAAUUCAAUAAAUGGUCUGAAACAAA